Molecule: messenger RNA, 1350 nt
Organism: Diaporthe amygdali
Lineage: Eukaryota; Fungi; Ascomycota; Sordariomycetes; Diaporthales; Diaporthaceae
Product: dna-bind-domain-containing protein
Exons: 1
Coding region: 1-1350 (449 amino acids)
Source: RefSeq, a predicted model, not a curated record
AUGUCGGCUCCGACGGCCACGGCCACGGCCACAGGCCCGGCCACUUCUGUCUCCAGCGCCAUGGACGCCUCCCCUUCCGAUGCCCUGACCGCCACCCCGUCGCAGCAGAAGGAGCGUCACUCGCUGUCUCUCGACCAACGCCGCGCGCUGCGGCGCUGGGCCAACUCGCAGACGGUGCGCCCUUCGCACAAGGCCUGCAUCGAGUGGUUCGCCAGCCAGUACGGCAACACCAUCAGCCAGUCCACCGUCUCGCACUCGCUGUCGCCCAAGUACGCCCGCCUCGACGGUGACCCCCAGCUGUCGGGCUCGCGCCUGCGCUUCGGCAACUGGCCCGACGUCGAGAAGCUGGUGCUCAUGUGGCACCACAGCAUGGUCAGCAGCGGCCGCCAGCCCACCAACGAGGAGCUCGCCGACAAGGCAAAGUCCAUCUUCCAGCAGCUGCCGCGCUACAAGGACGAGCAGCCCCCCGAGUUCAGCCCCGGCUGGAUCCACCGCUUCAAGAAGCGCUACGGCCUCCUGAUCCGCCGCCAGCGCAGGCACGGCACCGCGCCCCCGCCCCAGGACGACAUCCCCUAUCUCGUCGAUGCGAUCCCGCGCUUCAUGUCAGUCGGCCCCGACACCAGCCCCGCCGCUAUCCGCGACUCGGUCCAGCGCAUCGUCGGUGUCGAGCCGUCUCUGGCCACCUGCGCCAGGGUCCGGGACGAGGUUGUCCGCAGGCUCGAGAAUCCCCAGCUGAACCACAACGGCCAGCCCAACCACGUCCUCGACACCAGCGGCAACCACAACGGAGGGGGCGGCAUGGGCAACCCUCCCCCUGGCAGUGGUGGCGCAAGCGCCGGGCCAGGCGACGCGUACGGUGACGAGGACCCGGAGAUUGUUCUGCAGAACGCGCUGCACGCGCUGCAGCAGGAGGAGGCCGACGCGGAGGCCGAGGCCGCGGCCGCCAGGGAGGAGCGCGAGAUGGCCGAGAGGGGCCUGCAGGCGCCUCCACCGCCUCCGCCGCCGCCGCCGCCGCUGGCGGGCAUGGGGGCCAGCCAGUCGUACGCGCAGCAGGCCGCCGGCGCGGCGCUGGCGACGCCGGUCAGGAACGGGGUCGCGCAGCCCGGCGGAGUCGGCGGAGUCGGCGGUGGUGGCGUGGGCGGCGGGGGCGGCGGGGGCAGCGCCAACGGGAGCGUGCUGGCGCAGCCGCGGUACUCGGUGGGCGACGACCUGAACCUGACGCCCAUACCGUCCAACGGGCCCAUCUCGACGACGGACCGGCCCAUGCGCUGCCCGUUCUGCAUCAACCAGCGCAUGCUGCGGACGAUCAAGGAGGCGGUGGAGCACAUGGCCACGCACGUUGUUGUCUAA